AUGGCGGACAGCGCCAGCGAGAGCGACACCGACGGCGGCGGCGGCAGCGGCGGCACCGCGGGGCCGCUGUCGGGGGGCGGCCCGGGCGCCGGGCCCGGCUGCAGCGCGGGGGGCGGCGGCGGCGGCUCCUCGGGGGGCGGCAAGGCGGGCGGGAUCGUGAUCUCGCCGUUCCGGCUGGAGGAGCUGACGAACCGCCUGGCCUCGCUGCAGCAGGAGAACAAGGUGCUGAAGAUCGAGCUGGAGACCUACAAGCUCAAGUGCAAGGCGCUGCAGGAGGAGAACCGCGACCUGCGCAAGGCCAGCGUCACCAUCCAAGCAAGGGCAGAGCAAGAAGAGGAAUUCAUCAGUAAUACUCUAUUUAAGAAGAUUCAAGCUCUGCAGAAAGAAAAAGAAACACUUGCAGUAAACUAUGAAAAGGAAGAGGAAUUUCUCACUAAUGAGCUCUCAAGAAAACUGAUGCAGCUGCAACAUGAGAAAGCUGAACUGGAGCAGCAUUUAGAACAGGAACAGGAAUUUCAAGUGAACAAACUGAUGAAGAAGAUUAAAAAACUGGAAAAUGAUACAAUUUCAAAGCAGCUCACCCUGGAGCAGUUAAGACGUGAGAAGAUUGACCUUGAAAAUACUUUGGAACAGGAGCAAGAAGCACUAGUGAAUCGUCUCUGGAAGAGGAUGGAUAAGCUUGAAGCAGAAAAACGAAUUUUGCAGGAGAAAUUAGACCAGCCAGUAUCUGCUCCACCGUCACCCAGAGACAUAUCAAUGGAGAUAGACUCUCCAGAAAAUAUGAUGAGACAUAUCAGGUUUUUAAAGAAUGAAGUGGAGAGGUUAAAGAAACAACUGAGAGCUGCACAGUUACAGCAUUCAGAGAAGAUGGCACAAUAUUUAGAAGAGGAGCGACAUAUGAGAGAAGAAAACUUGAGACUUCAAAGAAAAUUACAGAGGGAAAUGGAACGUAGGGAAGCUCUCUGCAGACAACUGUCAGAAAGUGAAUCCAGCUUAGAAAUGGACGAUGAAAGAUAUUUUAAUGAGAUGUCUGCACAAGGAUUAAGACCUCGCACUGUGUCCAGUCCUAUCCCUUAUACACCCUCACCAAGUUCUAGCAGACCUAUAUCACCUGGUCUGUCAUAUGCAAGUCACACAGUUGGUUUCACACCACCAACUUCACUGACUAGAGCUGGAAUGUCUUACUACAAUUCCCCAGGCCUUCAUGUGCAACAUAUGGGACCAUCCCAUGGUAUUACAAGGCCUUCACCACGAAGAAGUAACAGCCCCGACAAAUUUAAACGUCCCACUCCUCCUCCUUCUCCAAACACGCAGACCCCCGUGCAGCCACCUCCGCCACCACCUCCACCUCCUGUGCAACCUCCGGGCCAACCCGCAGCGUCGCAGGCAGCCAAUUUUCAACAUUCAGUGCAUCCCUCCUCUCAGCCUUAGUGCAUGUGCUCAGCAGUCUCUAUGUCAGAAGUGGACUCAUAACACGGAGCAGUUUACUAAAAGCCAAAGGCUUACUUGGCAUAUUUGGAUUUGACUUAUUUGCACUGAGGUUAUAUAGGCUUCACUGUUAAUUGUGUUGUAAACGUUUGUAUAAAAUGCAGCCAGUGUUGUGGGUCUACAACACUAACUUAACAAAGUUUUCCAUCAGUGUUUACUUGAACUACAUGUAUGUCCAUUCUCUGGCUGGAACAUUUGCUACUCUGUUUGGUAAUACGGCAUUAUGUCGUUUUGCUUGGCUCCAAAGCUUCAUUUUCCUGGCUUUUAGGUUUGUAAAAUUAAAGGGAUACCUUUUUAUAUUUUUUCAUGACAAUUUGCAGAAAAUGAAAGGCACGAUGGGCUACAUCAUAAAUUCUGAAAUAUUACGUUGUUUACCAAGCUUAUGGAAAAUCAGCACUAUGUUUCAGUCAUUUAAAAUAUCAGCUUCUAGUGCAAAAGUGAGUCAGACACCCUAAUCAGUGCCCAAUACACCAACUCUAUGGUAUUACAUGGCAAAUAAGAUUAAUUCACAGAGGACACAUCCAUAUUUCUCCUGUUUAGAAGCACCUCAAAUGUAUGGUACAGUCAGGACUUUACACUGAGGGAACUGGCUUGUUGGAGUCUGUGGAAUGUACAAUUCGUGGCCCUUAAGAUUUGAUGAUGUCACUUGACAUUUCUGUUAACCUGUAAGCUGCCCAUACCGUGUGCCCUGUCACAGUGACUGUUGGGAAGUGUGGUCCUGCCCACAGGUUACUGAGAGCUGAUUCAAGUGUGUGCUCUUGGAUUUUUUUGCUGCAGAAGGCAAUGUGAUUGUAGAGAACAACUGAUGAUAAUUUCUUUCUUGUUAAAAUAUAUUCAUUGUGAUUCCCCUGAAGCAAAGUUUGAACAGGUAUUUUAAAUGUUCAAAAGUCUGUUAGAAAAUGAGAUGAGCAUAGAGGAGUAUAUUGGCGUAACAGCCAAAACUUUGUAUUGCUUGGUAGAAACAGAGUACAAGAAAGUAGCACAACAUGGCACUAAUGAAUGCUUAUUUAGCAGCCUAAGCCGGUACAAUGUAUAAAGAAAUGUAUUCUGAAUACAUUCUUUCCAUUCAUUUAGCACAAAUAAAUUGGUUUCACUUUGCAGUGGAACAAAGUGUCACUUCUUGAUAUUGACAUCUUACUCGGUUACAUUUUUCCUGAGGUUUAUAUAUUAUUGAUUAUUUUAAAUGGUUUACCUCAUAUAUAUGGAUAUGUGGGCCAUGGAAAAUGACAAGAGAAUGUUUAUUUUAUGAGAAUAUGUGUCUGGCUAUAAUCAGAGCAGAACAUGAGUAAUUUAUCUUUUGUUUACAAAAGUUUGUUUGACAUGCCUAAUGCUUUAUUAAGGACAUUUUUAAGAAGGAAGUGCAGCAUUCUGGUAGUAUACUAACACUUGUACAUAUAUUGUCAUUUUUGCCGCUCACGUAUUCAGUCAGAAUUGCAAACUGAAAAUCUUUAUGAAAAUAGUGCUCCAAAGUUGUAAGUUAAAAUAAUGUUGUAAAAUGUUCUGCUUAAGGCAAAAUUAGAAUUUCUUCACUGUAGUUAUGUAGUUUCAGCUCUGAGAGAAUUUAGAGAAAUGCAUAUAUAGUCUAUUACACUUCUUAAACCAAUAUGGGAUCAAGUGCAUUAUCAAAUUACAUUAAUUAUGGUAGUGACUCUCUAGUCAAGUGAUUCUCAAGAUUGUGGCAGACCUAAAAUUUGACCGGUGCUUCCAUUUGAAAAUAAUUGACCAUAGCAGAUGCUCAGCUUUCCGUAGAGGAAACUCCGCUGUGAGCAUUAUAAUUAAACAGAGCUCCUGAAUCAGUGAUAGGAUUGUGUGGGAGAAAGUGACAGGUAGUCCGAGGUGGGACUAAGGUCAAGACAGGAUCAGCUCAGUUUGAUGCUUGUCCUUUUGUAAACAUAAGACGAAGAAAAAGAUAUAUUCUUUAUUAAGCAGGAUUCCAGCUCAAGUAUCCCAGAAUUUGAAAUUGUGCCCUCCUUUCUGAAGUGCUUUGAGAUCCUUGGAUGUACGGCUCUACAGAGGGCAAUCUCAUGGUGGUGGUAGCACAAACGUGAGUGGAAAGGGAAGAGCCUUUGACAGUGUUUUAAGAUCUCAAAAUGAAAAAUUGCCUAGAAUAAUUUACAUUUGAAGCAUAUUCCAAAACUGAAUUUGCGUAACCCAAGUUCAGCUGCUGUUAUAAAGUGUCUUAGAGAACUCUCCUUACUGUUCCAGUGGGACUGUUACCAGAAGAAAGUAAAGAACUGACAAAUGUAUACUAAACCUUGAAAGUGUAACAAGGCGCUAAGUUGGCCUUACCGAACUGAGAACGUUGAACAAACGUUUGCUUGCAAUCAGAAGUGUUAAACUCUAUUUGUAGACUUUUUGAAUAAGAUGAGAAAUUGUGCACAACCAUCUCCUAAUAAAUGUAAAUGAAUUUUCAGUUUUCCUUGUGAAUGAUAGUCAUGAAUUAUGAUUCUGCAGCUGUGAUUUUAUCAGAUCUAUAGACUGGAGAAACUCACUUGACAGUGAGGUCCAGCUCACUAUGAGGGCUUAAGUGCUUUGUUUCUCUCAGAAGCACCUGGGUGGGUUUCUGUCAUCCUUUUCAUCACUAAUGCCUCUCAGUUGCACACUGCAUUGUCACUAGUUGUGUAGGGCCACAGAAGCAAUUUUUAGCUGUGUGUGGAGCAUUUUGUGAGCGUACCCCUUUACAGCUAAAGAUUAAAAAAAGAAAAAAAAUCUACCUUUUAGCUGUUUCACCAGUGCUUUCCUCUCUGACAAUCAAGCAGCUUUCUUUUUGUAUUUUCUCUCAAGGGAUCUGGCUUGGACACUGGAAUGCAGCUGAUACUCUGUAGAACUUUAAGAGUUUACUUUAGCCACGAUUUGUUCCACGGAAGUUCUUUGGAAGAAGAUGUGGGACUGUUUGGAGAUAGUCUUGCAGCCAAAAGCCAGAUAAGACUCUUUUAAUUACAUGUACUCUUCUGAGAGCAUAUUCCCAAGGGCAGAAAGUACAUCAAGAGUUCUUCCAGAAAGUGUUAGUGCUUUUCUGUUGGCAAUCACUAUACUGGAGCUGAGCAGAACAGGAUUCCUUUUCUGUUAAAAUGUUUUCAUUUAGGAAUCCAGCUGCCUGGGUGGAAUCCCUGUGCACUUCAGCUGAAUGAAAAAUGCAGUCUUGGAAGCAAUGAAAAUGAGAGAAUGCUUCCUGGGAUCUGUGCGAGUUGCACCUCUGACAGGAGAGUAUAUGGACUCUGUAUAUUUUGUUAAAUAAAUGGAAACUGAUCAUGGAGACAAAAGCCUUGAGUAGUUUGUCAGUCAAAGAAACACAGUCUCUCAUCCUCAGUAUCGAUUUUUGCUUACUAAGAGGAUGCAGCCAGGGACCUUGAUUAAAUUUUACACUGUUUUUUCUGAUCCUAAUGCUUAGUUUUACAAGCAGUACAAGUUCUAAUGCUGUUCAACUCUUUCUGAUGUUUCCUUUUUUUUCAGUCAUGGCAGUCUAUUUCUUUUUGAUCCUUGGGAGUCUACAGAGCAUGGACUAUGCAGAGCAUAUUUCUCCAGUUCAAGCCAUCUCAUAAGAAACCAGAAGGUUUAUGAGUGUAAGCUAUAAAACUAUAAUACAUGCAUAUGUUACAACAACCUCCUUGAGAGGAAAGAUCUCUUGUCUUAAAGAGAGGGUAAACAGAGCCCCUAAAUACCAAAUGGACUAUAUCCAUAGAGACAAUCUGGUUUCCUCAGUUCCCUGAGAAGCUGAAUUCCUCUCCCAGGGUUUUGGUUUUUUAUUUGGAUUAAGGUUCUUAAAAUUUUAGAUUAUUUAGAAUUCCACAUCUCACUAUAAUAAGUACUCAGGAUCCUUCAUGUUCCUUUUGGGUUACAACCAUUAGUCCCAGUACAAGCAGAGGUUGAGUCAAUGCCACUUGUAGACAGGAGGAAGUCACUGAAUAUGCCAGACCGUGGCCUUUACGAUGCAGUUAAAGUGGGAGUGUGUGCUCAUAUAAUGAUUUAUUUUUCUAAGCAGCUGGUUUGGGAUUAGAGGUGUAUCCUGAAGAGGAGAUAAACUGUGGAGUUUGGUGCUGAUUACAGACAGCUGCUGCUACUUUAGGGAGACGAGUGCUUGUGCCUGUUCCACUAGUUGGGCUCCAAAGAAAAGUACUACCUCAUCUUUCAGUUGGGAUAAUGUGGCCACAGGGUCAGCAGAAAUGUUGUAGCUGUGUUAGGUUUCGUUCUGCAUGUAGUACCUGGGUGGGAGCCUUUCCUCGCUGGAGUGGGGCUCCAGGGAUUAUAAAGCUUUUGUAGAGGAGGAGUGAAGAGUUAGGACAGAUGGCUGAGGGUUGAGUUUGUGAAAAUUGUAUCCCUGUAGUAAAUUGCUGCUCAGAGUGCUCCUUGUCUAGGCCCGGGGAUUGCCUGUACUAAAACUAUUUUUGGGGGGCCUUUUUUUUGGUGUGAUUUCCUUUGAAAAAAUGCUGUGUUGCAGUUCUUUAAGUUCAUGGCAUUGGUAUCUAAUUAAAAUACAACAACAACAAAAAACCACAAAAAGCAUUUCCCCUUUCCACAGAGAUAUUGGAAGUAGUCUUCUAUGUGCAAAGGUGGGUUUUCUCAUGAUAAAACUUAAUGCUGUAUCUAUAAACUGAGAUGUUUUAUUCUAGUGGUAAAACCUAAGCUGUCCAAGGCACUUUAUUUUGUGAUUGCUGACUUUUGUUUUGGCAGGUGUUUCAGAUGAAAUCUAAGCCUCCUGUGGAGGAAGAAAAAAAUCACCUGACAGCUGUAGACUGUUCCUUUCCUGCAGAAAUACAGCAAUUUCCUCAAAUGCAAGUGGAACAAGCAUCCUUGAGCUUUUCUGAAACUUAUAUUUAAUUUCAGUACCUUGGUGAUUGCUCUUGUAUAUUUAGAGAAUCGAUGAAGCCUCAUUAUAGGUUGGUUGGGUGUCUAGCUGGUUGUUCCUAUGUUUUUCUGAUCCUAGGGAAGGAAGCCUGUUUGAAUUUGGAUCAAACAAUGGCCAGAGUGCAGAUUUGUUGAGCAUGAAUCCAGGUGGUGACUUUAAGAGCGUUACACUGUGUUGGUGUGGAUCAGAGCUUAUUGUAAGAACCUCAGAUAUAAAGAAGUUUUUUUCUUUAGCAGGUUACAUUUUAUUCCUGUACUAGCUGUAUUAUUGCUUUUUUGUAUAUCUCAAGGUGUUUACAUAUAUUUGUAAUUGUUACAAUGUGUCUGUAAUCAAGCUCAUCUGUGCCUUCAUGCAGACUUCCAAUAAACACUUGAUUUUUUUUUGUAUUUACUCGUA
Molecule: messenger RNA, 6730 nt
Organism: Corvus hawaiiensis (hawaiian crow)
Lineage: Eukaryota; Metazoa; Chordata; Aves; Passeriformes; Corvidae
Gene: CCDC6
Product: coiled-coil domain containing 6
Exons: 9
Coding region: 1-1431 (476 amino acids)
Source: RefSeq, a predicted model, not a curated record